ACAUUACCUGUAAUUGCAUGACGUCAUUUUUUUCCAAACAAACCGCGUGGCGCGCGCUGUCACGGCAGACUGGUACUGAAAAAAAUGGCGACUUGUGAUUUUUUAUAAAACUUUAUUUUUGUGAACUUUUGUUGUAUUUCCCGUUAAAAAUAUGAACGAAAUGUGGAGCAAAAGAGUUCUCAAGUUAAAUUCAUUACCAUAGGUGUGCAAAUUGUGGAAAUCGGUUCAGGAAAAAGUUUCAUUAUUUAUAUUGAUUUACAAGAGGCAACAGGCCACAAUAAAUUAUUAUAUUUAUAUAUAUAUAUAUAUAUAGUCAAAGUUAUUAAAGUACCCGUUGCUGUACCGUAUUUCAGCCGUAUUUGUUCUUUGAUAUUGUGGUUAAUUUUUUAUCAUGAGUGAAACUGAAAUGGCAAGCAAGAGGCAAGCCGGCAAUCCACCCGAUUCUGUUACAGGUUUCAAAACCAUCGAAACAAUUGGCAAACUGGUCGUUUUAGUAAUCCAACGUUUUUGGCGACUUUGCAGCGCCGCUAUGCUAACGUUGCUAUUACUGUACUGGCUAUACGGUGGGAUAACCACGUUUCUUUUACUAACCGCAGCUGUCCUUGGCGUGCUAUAUUUCUACCAAGAUGCAUUGCUGUACUUUCCAGAUCAACCCGAGUCCUCCCGUGUCUUUGUGCAAACACCCCAUAAAUUUGGUGUACCAUUUGAGAAUUUUUAUCUCAAGACACGAGAUGGUAUACGGAUUAAUGUGAUGCUAAUUAAGCAACCGGCGCCUCGUUUGGCGGUCGCACCGACGUUGUUGUUCUUUCAUGGAAAUGCCGGCAACAUUGGCCAUCGGUUAAUCAAUAGUCAUGCCUUGUACAAGAACUGCGGUUGUAAUGUGUUCCUCGUCGAAUAUCGAGGUUAUGGUCGGAGUGAUGGGUCACCCUGUGAACGUGGUAAGUACUGAAAAAACCCUUAAAUUUUAAACCCUGAAUUUUGCAUCAAACAUGUUGCACUGAUUUGCCCUUCAUUUGUUGAUUUAUUUAUCUUAGGUCUAAUUCUUGAUGCUCAAGCUGCAAUGGAUUAUCUAAUGGGCCGCAAAGACAUUGACAGUACCAAAAUUAUAAUAUAUGGUCGAUCUCUUGGCGGCGCUGUUGCUAUUGACUUGCUUUCCUUGCAAUAUUUUGCUGACAAGGCUUUUGCAAUGGUUGUGGAAAACACGUUCACAAGUAUACCUCACAUGGCCGACCAACUUAUAGGCGGACUCAACCGACUCCCAAUAUUUUGUUUUCGAAAUCAAGUAUGUUGUUCCUUGUACUAUAAAACCAUGUUAUUUAAAAUAUGCAUUCAAACACUCAUUAAUAAUUCAUAAGCUUAUUGGCAAAUCAUGUUAACCAUAAUAUGUCAUGUGCAGUGGCUUUAAACCUGAUAAAAUACUCCUAAUUAGUAUUCUUUGUAUAAAGAAUACUAAUAAGGCAGUAUCUAUUGUAGUCGUGUCCUCAUUAGUAUUUUUUGUAUAAAGAAUACUAUUAUAAGGCAGUAAAUCUAUUGAAUUUGUAGUUGUGUUUGAAGCCGUUCUAUAAACUCACAGGUCGUGUUUUAUUGGGUCUAAAGCCACUUGCGCUGCACGCUUGUGGCUUUAAACCUAAUAAAACACUCCUGCUCAUUUAUUAAACAGUACUUAACCCACCCUACUUUAUCAUAUGAUUUUGUCCUGUCUAACCUAUGGUCUAACGCCAGAUUAUUUUACACUGCCUAAUGGGAGGCGAUUUAUUUUUAUUUGUCGAAGGGAGUGCUAGUACUUUGUGGGUUGAAAAGAACUCAGAAUUUUAAGUUAUCCGCUAAAAAACUUGCUAUUAAGGCCUGGCAUCUUUUGCACCGUAGGAAGGGAAGGGGUUUUGUAAAAGCUAGUACGUCAUAUUGGCAUAUUUUUGGCAGAAAUGUAUAAUUUUAUUUAACCCUUCCCAUGUGUGUAGAGAAUUAACUUACGAUUGUUAUUUCUAUGUAUUGUAGUUUGAUUCGUUAAACAAGAUUCGGAGGAUAACAACGCCAUCUUUAUUUUUGUCUGGUUCUAAUGACCAGCUUGUACCACCUACCAUGAUGUAUAAAUUAUACGAGGUAUAAAAGAAACUGUAUUUAAUUACAAGUAACAUGUAAUCAUUGUAAUGUGGGAAUUGACCUAUAGAUCCACAGGCAUUGGUCUCCCAGGGCAGUAGCCCAUAGGAGGUGGUGUAAAAUUUUGGGGCACUAUGUUCAGAUUAUAUAUUCCUAGCUAGAAUCACUUAGUUUCCUACGCAGUCUGUUCGCAGGUCCGAGGUUUUACCUCGGACCCGUGAACAGGCUGCGUAGGAGACUAAGAAUCACUGUGAUGAACACUAGUUUACCCCUGAACAAAUAAAAUUGUCUGGCAUUAAGGUAAAAUGAAGGUAUAGGAUCAUUAGGGUGCAAUGCCACUUGAAAAGUUACCUUGUCUUUCUAGAACUGCUCUGCAGCUGUUAAGAAACUAGAAUCGUUUGAAUGUGGGACUCA
Molecule: messenger RNA, 2511 nt
Organism: Paramuricea clavata
Lineage: Eukaryota; Metazoa; Cnidaria; Anthozoa; Malacalcyonacea; Plexauridae
Source: the annotation of a GenBank genome assembly